Molecule: messenger RNA, 3312 nt
Organism: Pieris brassicae (large cabbage white)
Lineage: Eukaryota; Metazoa; Arthropoda; Insecta; Lepidoptera; Pieridae
Gene: Incenp
Product: inner centromere protein
Exons: 22
Coding region: 69-2711 (880 amino acids)
Source: RefSeq, a predicted model, not a curated record
GAUCGUCGAUGUUUUGUGAUAGAAUUAAUUUUAUGAAACUUUUAUGAAAACGGUGUAUAUUUCCAAUUAUGUCAAUUUUUAAUGAACUUCUAUUACCAAAAUUCCUUGAAAUACAAAAGACAUAUGAGACAACCUUUAAUGACGAGCUUAAGGCCGCACUCGAAAGUUUUGAUAAGUUUGAAGAGGAUUUUCAAAAAGGUCGGGCGACAGUUCGUGAAAGGACGCUAAAAGACAAAAAUGCCCUGACAACUCUUCAAAGUAUUACCGAGGAUGAAGAUGAUAAACCUAAAACUAGUGACGAACGAUGCUCCACAGAGAGUGGGAAAGAGAACAGAGGAUCUAAAAAACGGAGUAAAAAUGAAGUGGAUGAUAUGUUAAGUCCUGAACAAGAUAAACGGCUUAAGAGGAAUGCAUCUGUUAAAGCUCAGAGCAUAAUAAGUAAACAAAAUAAUGAGGAAAGUGUCAUUAUUGUUUCUUCUGAGGUAAAUGUAAACUUAACUAAAAAAUUACGCCGUGAGAAUUCUACUGAAAAAAAGAGUCGUCGUAACAAUGAUGAAACAGAAAAAGAUGAACUAUUAUCUGCUGUGCAGAUUAAACAAGAGAAGAUCUCCGUACCACCUGAGCCCCAGCCAAUGGAGAUGGAAUCAUUGCCAGUGAACAUACCAAUCAAACAGGAGCCCACUCAUGAUGACAUUGCUAUGCCGCCACCUGUUAUUCCCAUCACAAAGUCACGCAAAGGAGCUCAAAAGAAGAAGUCCGAAGAGGGCGAAGGGGAAACUAAGAGCCGUAGCGCUCGCUCGAAGAAACAGACGGAUGAACCUACACGUGCUUCAACGCGUGCAACCCGAGCCAGUUCGAGAGCCAUGAAAAAAGAAGACGAUGAAAUGGCUCCACCCCCCGCUGGAACACGGCCCAAGCGGACUAGGGCUAAAAAAGUGACACCCGAAGUAUCUGAAGAGGGUAAGGAAAGGCAAAGUAUAGAAGACAGUUCCAUAGCAUCACCAGCAGAUAAACGUCCAAAGAGAACGAGACGGGGACGAAAAGCUUCAGACAAACAAGAACCAGCUCAAGUGAUUGAUCAUACACCAGACAUAAUUUCCCCCAAAGAAGGAAGAACAUCAAUUCCGGAGACUACCACAGAUUCACCUAUAUUACAAAAAUCAAUAACAAAGAAAAAACAUGAACAAUCCGAAAGUAUUAAUAUUGGAAAACCAAAAAAUGGAAUUAUCAAACCGAAUGGUAUCGCUGUAGAAAAUGGAAUCUAUUCAGGAUUACAUACAUUAGAAAUAUGUAAUGGAAUCAAUGAAACAUAUGUUACAACUUCAAGCCAAGCAUUGGAUGAAACGAGGGUUCUUGAUAAAUUGAACUCGACAGUUACUUUAUCAAAAGAUUUGGAUAAAGAUGUUGUUUUGCCAAAUGGAGAUGGUCAUGCUGAAAUAUUCAAAGCUAAGAUGAACGAAACGGUAGUAAUUGAAAAAGACAACACAAACAAACAAAUUAUGGACGCUACGGUCGUCUUGGAGAAAGAUCCGAAGCCUACAAAUGUAACCGACGAUAAUUCAUUGAUGACUGACGACGAUUCCAUAGAAGAGAAGACUCCACCCCACAAGCCGACCCCACAGCCCACGUCGGCUGUUAAAGAAAAAGUGCAACAAUUUGAAGAAAUGGCAUCACGAAUUACUAGGACGAAGACACGGGCGUUGGCCAAGAAGGAGGAGUCUACAGAGAAUCAAACCCCGCCCGAUAAAACAAUACCCUCUGCUGUCGCCUCUGAUACUCUCGCCAAAAUGAACAAUUUGAUAUUCAAGUCGAAGAUGCCACAGUUGAGCCACUCUGCCUCGAAGCCGACAGCAAAUAAUUCUCUUAUAAAAUCUCAAAUCCCUACAUCCACAUCCAAAUUAAGCGGUAUUAAUAGAGCAAGGGAGGCCGCAGAAGAACAAAAGAGGGAGAAAGAAGAUGCCAGAAGGAAAAAGGAAGCACUUUUGGAGGCUAAGAGGGAGAUGCAUAAGAGAAAAAGAGAAGAAAAGAUGGCGGCCGCGGCUGCAGCUCGUGAGGCGUCGGAAAGAGAAAGGAGAGCUGCGUUGGCUGCAGCAGCUAGGGAGAGGCAGGAGAAGCAGAUGCAUGCUGACGUGAGCAAACAAGAGAGGCUGAAGGAGAUGGAAAAGAAAAAGCUAGAGUAUGCGCGUAAAGUAGCAGAGACGGAAGAGAGACGGCGCGCAGAAGAGAUUGCAAGACAAAAAAAACUUGAAGAAGAACAGAAAAAGGCCGAAGAGAGAAGGAAACAACUAGAGGAAGCUGAUGUAGAUAAAAGAGAAGCUGUGCUAAUGAAACGCGAAAUGGACAGAAAGAACAAAGAGUACCAGGAAAAGUUAAAAAUGAAAAAGAAAUUGGAAAAUGAAAAAAUGCCAACACCGCCGAAGUAUCGACCAGACCCAGUAUACAUGGAAGGCGGAUUCCAGUACCUCAACUCUGAUGAGGAAGCUGAACCCGAACGCCGACCAGACCCUGAGUGGUCUACCUCUAAGAACCGUCACCGCCAAGCGUGCAUUCAAAACCGUUUGAAGACGUCAGACAUAGACAAGCUAUUUUCAGUCCGUGAACAGACAGCGGAUCUUAGAGAAAUAUUCCCGACCAUAGACCGUUCGAGACUCAAGAGGACUUCUUCAGCAGUUUGGAGGACUCCGCCAAGACUACCUGCGGUUACGGAAUGAGGGUAUGAUUUCAGUCUGGUGUCUCAGGGAUAAAGUCGCAGGCGGCGAAUGUAUAUAGCUUUUAAUUUACACUAAUGUGCAUUGUAAUGUAGAAUAAAUUUGAGUAUUACAUAUUUAAUUGCUUCAUUCAGAUUUUUAUUAGUUUUUAAUUCUUCAUACAAAUUUUAGACAAUUUGUAGACGGUUUUAAAUCACACCACCGAAUAACCUCAUUCUACUAAUUGUAAAGGUUAAAUAAUGCGAAAUUACAAUUGAUUUCAAAUUGGAUUAAUUAUUUUAAUAUUCAAGUGUAAGGAUUAUUAUCAAUUUUACUCGUUUUUAAGAUUUUUAUUUUAUUUUAUUGGUCUCAUACACAACAGGUGAACGACAUUGAUUAAUAGACAUAAGUUUCAUGACCUGCGCCAGAAUUCUGUAAGUUCCAAUAGCGAUAGCGAUACCGACCCGUCGUUCUUGUAUGCAAUUUUGAUGCCAAUAUCCGUAGCGCUUGAUUAUAGCGAAAAAACUGAAUAUUGAAAACGUGAUCCGAUUGCUAUCGCUAUUCAACGUUUAUAUAAUUCUUUUCUCUAGCAAUAAUAGUUUAUGAUUUUUUUCUAUGUAUGUAA